Molecule: messenger RNA, 801 nt
Organism: Adineta steineri
Lineage: Eukaryota; Metazoa; Rotifera; Eurotatoria; Adinetida; Adinetidae
Source: the annotation of a GenBank genome assembly
AUGGACAUGUGUAUUCGUCCGAUAAAAGGGAAACCAUUAUGUGUAUUGGACAAUCUUGACUGUACAGCACUAGCAAAGCAAAAUUUUAAACAACAAAUAAAUGAUUUUCAGGAACAGAGAGACAUGCGUAACAAAGAUGAUGAUGGAAAUACGGAUGAUGAUGGAAAUACAGACGAUGAUGGAAAUACAGAUGAUGAUGGAAAUACAGAUGAUGAUGGAAAUACAGACGAUGAUGGAAAUACAGAUGAUGAUGGAAAUACAGAUGAUGAUGGAAGUUCAAACGACGAUGAAGAAAAGAAUAGUUUAAAUACUCCUGACCCAGGUCAUGCUGACCCUACGUUGGUGACAGUAGAAGACAUUACAGAAUUUUGCCGUAUAACUCAGGCUGAGAACUCAACCAGACAAAUUUCUAUUUUCAAAUUUGGUCCUGAAACGGGUCUAACACAAGGAUAUCUCGACGUCGACUUGAUCAAUGUUUCCAGAGAUGUCAAAUAUAGAGUCGCAGAAAAGACACAUAUCAAUACGGUUUCACCCUUAAUUGGUGUUAAUUGGCUACCCAGACCAGAAAAUCUUAACAGCCAACUCGCUGAAGCACCUUUUGCUACUGACGGUGACUCUGGUAGCCUUUACUUCAUGUUUUCUAGCAAUGAGUGGUGUUUUGUUCCGAUCGCAAUGCAUGUUGGAAGCCAUAUAGAUGAACGAAGAUCAUACGGCGUUUUACUUAGCGCAGUUUUCAACAGCGCCAACGAGGAUAAGUUAAAUACGGGUAUAACGUGUCCUACUAUGGAUGCUAAAAUAUAA